Molecule: messenger RNA, 3475 nt
Organism: Gigantopelta aegis
Lineage: Eukaryota; Metazoa; Mollusca; Gastropoda; Neomphalida; Peltospiridae
Product: methionine--tRNA ligase, mitochondrial-like
Exons: 13
Coding region: 179-1837 (552 amino acids)
Biological process (GO): methionyl-tRNA aminoacylation
Molecular function (GO): methionine-tRNA ligase activity; ATP binding
Source: RefSeq, a predicted model, not a curated record
UAAAACAAACCUGACAACAUUUUAUUUCAGAGGUCAUAGCUGCUGCUAAGCGUUACCUAGAAUAUAUUUAAGGCGACGAAAGCAGGGGAAACUUUCCUCCAUAGCUCGAUCAGACUAUUUACCGCCCGGAGAGAUAUAUGUCUUCCAUGAAUUAACAGGGCACGUACUCGGUGUCACAAUGAUCAGUACUCGAUGUCGAUUAUCUUUAUAUCCCUGGAAGAGGCACCACUUGCUACGACAUUCACAACAGAAGUGUCUCCAUACAUCAUUGAGACUGGAACACAAGUACUUCGUCACAACUCCAAUCUUCUAUGUUAAUGCUGCUCCUCACCUUGGCCAUCUAUACACAGCCGUCCUUGCAGACGCCUUGACCAGGUGGCAGAGACUUGUGGGUAAUGAGACCCUGUUCUCGACUGGGACGGAUGAACAUGGACUAAAGGUUCAACAAGCUGCAAGCAAGAACAAGGUUGAACCACUUGAAUACUGUAACCAAGUGUCUGCUCUCUUUAAGAGAUUAUUUGAGAAUGCCAACAUUGGAUAUGAUGAUUAUAUUCGAACUACAGAGCCAAGACAUAAGGAGUCUGUUCAGUGGUUUUGGGAGAGGCUUGACGAUGCGGGCUGUAUUUACAAGGACCGAUACGAAGGCUGGUAUUGUGUGACAGAUGAAUGCUACUUGUCAGAAGACGAAGUCACAGACAGCACGGAUGGAGAAGGAAAUAAAAUAAAGGUUUCCGUUGAGAGUGGGAAUCCUGUGACGUGGAUGACGGAAGACAACUACAAGUUCCGACUGUCCCAGUUUACGGACAGACUGUCAGCCUGGUUAGACUCUGGAGUGAUUCACCCAAGCAAGUUUGAAGCGAUGGUUCGGCGAUGGGUUGAAGAUCUACCGGAGUUGUCUGUGUCGCGACCCAGUGAUCGUCUCCCUUGGGGGAUUCCUGUUCCUGGAGAUCCAUCGCAGACUAUUUACGUUUGGCUGGAUGCUCUAGUAAACUAUUUGACUGUAGCCGGCUUCCCUGGCAAGAUAACUAACUGGCCACCCGACUGUCAAAUUAUCGGAAAAGAUAUUUUGAGAUUUCACGCAGUUUACUGGCCGGCGUUUCUGAUGGCUGCGGGGAUGGAUCCGCCCAAACGGCUGCUUGUUCAUUCCCACUGGAUGGUCGACGGUUUCAAGAUGUCCAAGAGCAGGAGGAACGUGGUCGACCCGGUUAAACAAAUGUCGACGUUGUCAGCUGACGGGCUGAGAUAUUUCUUAAUGAAGGAAGGCGUCCCACACUCUGACGGAAACUACAGUGACGCGAAGGCCGUGGAGUGUGUGAACAGCGACCUCGUCAACACCCUCGGCAAUUUGCUAAGUCGGUGCACGUCGGCGGCCAUCAACCCGAGACAGGUGUUCACCGAGCCCAGCAGUCGGUCCCUGGUCCAAGAUCUCUCACGAGACGAGCAGGCGGCAUUCAGUCAACUCAACGACCUGCCAGAUAUAGUUGCGGAGCACUACGAAAAUGUCUCCAUCUACAAAUCUCUGGAUGCCAUCAUGCGACAGUUGAAUUCAGCCAACGCCUUAAUGCAGCAUCACCAACCCUGGCAGCUUGCCAAGUCGAACAGCGCAUCGUCACGGCAACACCUGGACACUGUGGUUCACGUUGCCAUGGAGACUCUGAGGAGAUGUGGAAUACUCCUACAACCGGUCACUCCUGGUGUGUCGGACAAGCUGUUAUCGAGACUCGGCAUCUCGCCAGAUAGCAGACGGCUGGUGAAUGCCAAGAGUGCGUGGCCGUGUGAAUCAGACUUGGGACCUACUACUUCAGUGCUGCUAAAGAGAAUUGAUAGACAAAGAUAACCUAUGGCUAAUAGAGAAUAGGCAUCAGAAAGAUUCCAUGAGCUGGGGGUGGUUGUGGUGGUAGUACGGGAGCCAGGUCGAUUUAUCUAUGUCGGAGAGUCAGGAAGGUUUGAACAUUGAUUCUUAUGUAAAAAUAUGUGUACGGUAAAUUACCACUAGCGGAGAAUAGGCACCAGAAAGAUUCCAUGAGCUGGGGGUGGUAGUAUGGGAGCCAGGUCGAUUUAUCUAUGUCGGAGAGUCAGGAAGGUUUGAACAUUGAUUCUUAAGUAAAAAAUAUGUGUAGGUUACCGCUAGUGGAGAAUAGGCACCAGAAAGAUUCCAUGAACUGCGGGUGGUUAGGAUGGUAGUACAGGAGCCAAGUUGAUUUAUCUAUGUUUGAGAGUCAGGAAGGUUUGAACAUUGAUUCUUUAAAAAUAUAUGUAGAUUACCACUAGCAGAGAAGAUUCCAUGAAAUGGGGGUGGUUGGGAUGGAUGGGGAGAUGCAGGUAUUAAAGUUUGUUUUGUUUAACGACACUACUAGAGCACAUCGGCUAUUGUAUGUCAAACAUUUGGUAAUUUUUUACAUGUUGUCUUAGAAAGGAAACCCGCUUCAUUUUUCCAUCAGUAUCAAGGGGCCUUUUAUAUGCACCAUCCCACAGGCAGGACAGCACAUACCACGACCUUUAAUAUAUUAGUCGUGGUGCACUGGCUGGAACGUGAACAUAUGGCUAGUGAAGAAUAGGCAUCAGAAGAUUUUAUCAACUGGGUUUUUUUUCCCAGCUGUUAUUUCACCUUCUCGCAAACUAUAAGUCAUGGAUCAUUCAAACUUGGUUUCUAGAACAGUAAAUAAAAAUAUCUAAUUUAAAACAAAAAUGUAUUCCCCUACUGGUCCAACUGGAGGGAUUUAUAGGUUUCAUCUUCGUCCUUCUGUCUGUCUGUGUGUCCUUCCGUCCAUCUGUCCCACAUAUAGUUUUCCUGAUGUUUAUUUUUUAGAAUGGGAUGAGAUAUUCAGCUCUUACAGAUCAAGUUUGACUGUCAUGAAGAUUUGCCCAUUUAUGACAGAGUUAUGGCCCUUGAACUUAGGAGAUUUAAAAAUGAGUUUUUCUCACUUUUAUUCUGAAGCGUCUGAAGAUAUUGAGAUGAAAUUUAGUUUAUUUCUUUAUCAUGUACUGUUACAGAUCAAGUUUAUCUUUCAUGGUGAUUUACCCACUUUUCACAAAGGUAUGCAGACCUUGACCUUAACUUUUUUCAGUGGUAGCCCACUGGGCUUCCAGGUUAUGAAAUCUGGUAGCCCUCAAUAAAUUUGGUAGUCCAUAAUUUUAAUAAACUUUUAAAAAAGGAGACAAAAAAGCAAAAUAAUUUAUUUUUAUUUAAAUGUUGUUUUAGGAUGUUUUUUUUGGGGGGGUAUUUAAGCAUCUUGUUGAUUACAGAGUAACUGGAGGUGCAAAAAAAAUCUAGUAGCCUGGCGGACUACCAGGUAUAAACAUCUGGUAGCCCAAGUGAGAAAUUGGUAGUCAAAAUACCCUGGGCUACUGCUAAGGUCGAGCCCUGGGUAUGUCCCUUGAAUUUAGGAGAUAGAAAAGUUGUGUCCAGUAGGAUAGAUAGAUAGAUAAGUAGUUUAACGUGCCCAUAUACCACUAAGGUUUCGAACACACCCAU